Molecule: messenger RNA, 495 nt
Organism: Peniophora sp. CBMAI 1063
Lineage: Eukaryota; Fungi; Basidiomycota; Agaricomycetes; Russulales; Peniophoraceae
Source: the annotation of a GenBank genome assembly
AUGUCGCUCACGAACUUCUUCUACGAGCCCUUCUACUCCCUCUCUGACUUUGACCGCCUCUUCGACGACGCGUUCAACGCGCGUCAAGGUUCGCCUCGCGGUCAGGGGGGACAGAAUGGGCAGAACGGACAGCUUGCGCGUCGCGGCUCUUCCCUUGCUAGCGCCUUGCGUCCCAAGAUGGAUGUGCAUGAGGACAAGGAGAAAAACGUCGUCACUGCCUCCUUCGAGCUUCCGGGUCUCAAGAAGGAAGACGUCCACAUCGACGUGCACAAUAACGUCCUGACCAUCUCGGGUGAGACCAAGACCGACGAGUCGAAGGAGCAAGACGGCUAUGCCGUGCGCGAGCGCCGCUUCGGCCGCUUCUCGCGCUCGAUCCCGGUGCCGCAGGGCAUCAAGGAGGAAGAGAUCAAGGCGAGCUUGGAGAACGGCGUUUUGAACGUGACGUUCCCGAGGUCGGCGCCGGAGCUGGCGCCCAAGAAGAUCACCAUCCAGUGA